This is a messenger RNA of Podospora pseudopauciseta, 4053 nucleotides long. RefSeq lists its product as uncharacterized. The transcript has 9 exons. The coding region runs from base 368 to 3808 and encodes 1146 amino acids. The record is from RefSeq and is a predicted model, not a curated record. NCBI's taxonomy places the organism in Eukaryota, Fungi, Ascomycota, Sordariomycetes, Sordariales, Podosporaceae. Gene Ontology annotation, molecular function: ADP binding; protein binding.
AUUUUUGAUUCGAGGACGAUAUACACAGAAACAUCGCAUCCCUAGGUACUUGGUAAGAUGCAGUCCGACCAAGAUAUCCCUGGGUAGAGAUACACUUGAGCCUCCCUGGGGGUAACAACCAACAUGACGCGAAGCCUUGGGAGCGACACCAUUUUACCCGUUAUCUCCAUGUCUCCUCAUACUGAGGUGAAUGCUUCAUGAAAUCUUUCGACACUUUGUGCGAGAGUUGUCGCUCAGACGGAACGUGUCUCAUUGUGCACGGCAACUUCCCGGAAUUUCCUCUGAAUCAAGCUCCGACUUUGAUUCAAUCGGAAUAGCCGGGUUGGUCGGCUUAUUUGUUGCGAGGUCGGUGUAGGGGUAGGUGAUCAUGCGGCAGCUCACAUUUCGGAGCAAACCUCCUCCCAGAUCCCAACUUCGCAAAUUAUCCUUCGACAGCGACCAAAACAAACAGACGACUGCCGCGUCCGCGUUGAUCUAUCUCUUGUUUGUCCCAGACCUGUGUGUGAAGGAACCCGAAAAGACGUUGAAUUCCUCCUGGAAGCAGUCAAGGUCUUCCAUUCGUUGUCCCUCCAACGGGAAGGCCCAUGCCUUGGGGUUUGAAUAUCAUUUGGGUUCUCUUAGUGAAGAGGAAUCAGUGUGGGAGUCAGUCAGAGCCCAAGCGAAGACAUUGGUUGAGGUGUUGAAGUCUGAGAUCAUAGUGUCACCAAUCGUAGAGUCAUCAGCGUUUGGCUCAUCGCUCGUGGUCUUUUCUUAUGGUCUUGGGGGCAUUUUGGUGAAAGAGGCUCUGUCCAUAAUCUACCACGACGACCAAUCUCCAGCUUGCCAAAACCUACGAGAGCUUCACCAGGGAACCGUCCUGUUUGGUACUCCACACCCUACAUCUGCGAACCGUGAUCUCUGGGAGAAUCUCAGACUCACUCUACGCCACACGGUCAAAGAGCUGUCACGACUUCAAUACAUCAAAGCUGAGUUGAAAAACGCCCAGGUUGCCACAGUGUCAGAAAACUUCCAGGAAAGACUUCGAGACGUUUCAGUCAUUACAGCGUACGAAACAUUGCCAACCAGGUUACAAAAAGGGUUAACUUGGAGGAAGACUAUCCUCGUUGACGCACAGUUUGCCGAGAUCUCUGUACGGCACGAGAACCUGAUUCGCCUGAACGCAGAUCACUUUGGGCUUUUGGGCUGUGCCAAUAACGACAUUAUGCUUGUUUACGCUAUCAAACGGAUGAUUACCAAGGCGUUGCGGUGGGCGUCGAGAAAGAAUUCAACCACCUCAUCUGCGCAACCCCCCCCAUCAGGCAACGAUUGUGCUAGUAUUCAGCAGGAAAGCAUUCAUGAUGUGUUGUCGGAGGGGUCUGACGAGGCGUGGGAUAUCAUCGAUCCAACUGAUGCCGACCAAUUCAGCCACGAACCACCACCCGGAACACGGGGAGACCUAUAUUUGCAGGUUGGACGUGCGCGGGAAGAAAUCAAUGUGCUCUCAGACCUUGAGUCAUGCCCUCUUUCUUUACAGGCACCUUAUACGACGCUCAAACCAUCUGACCGUAACGUUCAAUUUACUGGACGUCAAAAGCUCCUAAGCUACAUGGAGACCGUGUUGGUUCCUCGAAAGGAAUCGAAAUGUGAACUCAUAAGAGAGCCACACCGAGAGUUGGCAAUAUGUGGAAUGGGGGGAGUAGGCAAAACUGAGCUUGCGCGUGAGUUUGCAUUUUCACGACAACACUACUUCGAUGCUGUGAUCUGGGUUGAAGCAGAAGAAGCAACACAGCUAUCAGAAGGCUUUGAGCUUUUUGCAACCUAUCUCGGUGCCAAUACCGGUCAAGACCGGGUGGUUAGCCGAAAUAUCGCCCGCGAGUGGUUUAACAACCCUACCAAGCGACCGAAGGCCAGACCCAAGGAUGCGACGGCGCCAACUGAAGGGGAGGAUGGUGCGGAGGACACGUCUAACAAGAAAGCAAGCUGGUUGCUCAUAUUCAACAAUGCUGACGACCUCUCGUUACUCGAAGAUUAUUGGCCAGACAAUCCAGAUGGAUCCAUCUUGCUGACAAGCAGAAACUUGGAGGCCCAGGUCGGCAGGUUAACACUAGACCUGGAACCAUUUGAAAGGAAAGAAGCUGCCGAUCUGCUUCGACAAUUGACUCCUGGGAUCAAUCACACGUUGCCACCAAAUGUACAAGCAUCACUGGAUAUUGCUGAACGACUUGGUGGAUUGCCGCUAGCCAUCACACAGAUCGCUGCCUUCAUCACAAAACGCGACAAAUCACUGCCUGAAUUCGUAGCUUUUUAUGACCGAUACUCCGUGGAGAAGCUUGCAAACGAUCGUGCGUUGAGGUCUCGUGGUGCACAGUACAAGCAUUCAAUCUUCACCGUCUGGGCACUUGAAGGGUUAUCUUCAAACAGUCGGUCAGUUCUCCAGGUUCUCUCAUUCCUUAAUCCGGACUCGAUCAAAGAAUCGCUGAUCAGACCGUCGUUUCCACCCACACAAGUGUUGCCAGAAGAGUACCCGAUGGACGAAUUUGAUCUUGAUGAGGCACGUUCAGAUCUGUCACAGAUCUCACUGAUCAGAAGGAACAGGGAUGAUGGAAGAUUGACGGUGCACCGUCUUGUUCAAGACGUAGUGAGAUCCCAAAUGGAACGGCCUCGGAUGUUGCAGAUGCUCGAAUUCGCGGCGUUUCUCGUCCUCAAGGGAUGGCCUACCGCCUUCCUUCAGUUUGACCACGAUACCGCGACAUGGGAAGCAUCUGAGGAUCUUUUGCCACAUAUCAUCAAGCUGAAGGGGUUCUUUGACCGUUACUCAGCCGAGAUCGAGUCUCCCGAAGCUCAUCAUAGCUUAGCCAGACUCCUGCUGUUUGCCGGCUGGUACCUUCGAGAGCGUAAUGAUUUUGAGCAAGCCAAGCCUCUGCUGUUGCAUGUCCUACGCCUCUCCGAUGCGUCUCUCGCUUCCUCUUCUCAAUACGAGUCUAACAAGGUCAUGACUGAAAUCCGCGCAGACGCAUUAUUCUCUCUUUCAGUAGUUGAAGCAGAGGUUAAUGAGAGCAUACAGCAGAACCUCAAGUACGCCUGGGAGCACUAUGAACUUCGGGUGAAACUCCGCGAUGGAACAGUGCUGGGGGAGGCUCGCGUGGCAAUGGCACACGGCGAGUUGGCUCACAUCCAGAUGCUGGCAGGCCAGUACGACGACGCAAUUCAUAACGCCCAAAUUGGUAUCGAUAUGACAGAGGUCACCGAGGCGUACAAGAACGGUUCCGAUUUCCCGACAUUUGCAAGUAGCCACCAGGCCUUUGCGCUAGCAGCCAGGGGAGAUUAUGACAAAGCUAUGCAUCGACUUCAGCUUACUUUGGACUACUGGACUACACACUCCUCCGAAGGACAUCUGUUUCAACUAGGGAUCGUGCACCGGUGCCUUGCCUUUGUGAAGAGAAAACAGGGCUUAUUGGAUGAGGCUUUCGAGAAUUGCUUCGAGGCCCUUCAGAAUUUCAGAAAGACUGUUGGAAGCAAGUCACACUACGUUGCGCAUAUGUGCAGCAUUCUUGGGAGCUACCACAUGGAGAAAAUACAAUAUGAAACGGCGAGCCUUUACUUGGAGGCAGCAGUGAAAGGUUACCGGGCACAUAGCUGUUACCGGGCACAGCUGGCACUGGCAUUGUUUCGCCAAGCAAAAUUACAAAAGGCCAUGGGGGAUACAGAGGCGGCUGAACUGUCGCUCAGAGAGUCUAUGGAUUUAUACAAAGUUGUGUCCGGGAUCGAAGAUGUGAUCGAACUGACGGAGGAACAGUUGCUCUCUGUCGUGCCUUUAAUUUGGAGAUAGGAUUUGGCAGAUGAACAGAUUAUUCAUGAUGAGACGACAGAGGUACCGAUCAAAGAUGCUUCAGGCAAGUGCAGAACCCCGACUUUCUUGUUUAUUAGGUCACAGAUUGUCAAUGUUGUGGGGAACGUUCAGCUUUUUGGCACCCAUAUCUUGGUUGCUUUUAGGGACAAGCAUAUGUUUCUGUAUGUUUACUACAUUUUUUUCCAUAGUUCUUUUUCUAUAGCGCAUCAUUUAUAAAACUUCGG